UUAAAUCAGCCAAACCCUUACACUCCUUAUAAAUUCCAAAACGUCUCGCCUAAACCAAAACCCUCCUCUCUUAAACCUCGCUGCUCAUCUCAUCUAGGGUUUAGGGUUUCUCAUCCGCCAUGGCCAACAACAAGCUAGAUAUGUCCGAUCUCACCGCAGCUCUUACUGCGGAGGAUCGUGCUGGACUCGUGAACUCCUUGAAGGAUAAACUGCAAAAUUUGGCUGGACAUGACUCUGUUGUUCUUGAGAAUUUGACUCCAGCUGUUAGGAAGCGAGUUGAGGUUUUGAGAGAAAUUCAGAGUGAACAUGAUGAGCUAGAGGCGAAGUUUUUUGAAGAGAGAGCAGCACUUGAAUUGAAAUACCAGAAACUGUACCAGCCGCUGUACGCAAAGAGAUACGAUAUAGUAAAUGGUGUUGUUGAAGUUGAUGGAUCAAAGGAUAAUUCCGCAACUGAUCAGGCAGAUGGUAAUUCAAAAGAAGAAAAGGGUGUGCCUGAAUUUUGGCUAACCGCAAUGAAGACCAAUGAAAUUUUGGCAGAGGAGAUUUCAGAACGAGACGAAGAUGCUCUAAAGUAUCUGAAGGACAUUAAGUGGUGCCGGAUUGAUGACCCCAAGGGCUUUAAGCUCGAGUUCUUUUUCGAUACCAAUCCAUAUUUCAAAAACUCAGUUUUGACCAAAGUAUAUCAUAUGAUCGAUGAAGAUGAGCCUAUUUUAGAGAAGGCAAUAGGGACGAAUAUUGAAUGGCUACCGGGAAAAUGCCUGACACAGAAGAUAUUAAAGAAGAAGCCAAAGAAGGGAUCAAAAAAUGCUAAACCUAUCACUAAGACCGAAGAUUGUGAAAGCUUUUUCAACUUUUUUAACCCUCCACCAGUGCCUGAGGAUGCCGAUGAUCUUGAUGAAGAAGAGGCUGAAGAACUUCAAAACCGAAUGGAACAAGAUUAUGACAUUGGUUCAACCAUACGGGACGAAAUUAUCCCUCACGCUGUUUCAUGGUUUACGGGUGAGGCUGCCGAGGAUGAUGAGUCUGAUGGCAUAGGAGAAGAUGACGAUGAAGAAAUUAGUGAUGAUGAAGAUGAAGAUGAAGAAAUGGACGAUGACGAAGAUGAUGAGGAUGAUGAUGAAGUUGAAGAGGAAAGCAAGACCAAGAGGAAAACAAAGCAGAAAGGCAGCAUCUCAAAUGGCGCUACAGGAGAAAACGGCGAAAAACCUCCUGAAUGCAAACAACAGUAAUUUUGAGGUGGCAAUGGAAGUGGUUAUUUUUUUUUAAAUUUGGUUCGAGCGUAUGGAAUUGUUGGUUUUAGAGUUUUGUCCUAUUCUUUAUAUAGAUUCUCUCAUUUUGUGUAUGAGGUUUAUAUUUAUCUGUUAAGAUGACCAGAUUUUUGUUAGGUUACAUUCUUUAUUCAAGUUAUGUGUGUUUUUGGUCAUCUUGGGAGUGAAAUGAAACUGGUGUACCAUUUUUGUUA
Messenger RNA from Helianthus annuus (common sunflower), 1462 nucleotides. Its product is annotated as nucleosome assembly protein 1;2. Gene Ontology annotation, cellular component: nucleus; chromatin. Gene Ontology annotation, biological process: nucleosome assembly. The transcript is spliced from 11 exons. Gene Ontology annotation, molecular function: chromatin binding; histone binding. The record is from RefSeq and is a predicted model, not a curated record. Lineage: Eukaryota; Viridiplantae; Streptophyta; Magnoliopsida; Asterales; Asteraceae. The coding region runs from base 120 to 1229 and encodes 369 amino acids.